AACAAGAAGGUGGUGAAUUACUCACAAUUCCAGGAGUCUGAUGAUGCAGGUGAGAGAGAGCAAGAGUGGGUGUGUGCAACUACAACCCCUCUCCCCUGUAGCUAAGCUGUGAGUGUGUAACCCCCUUUUCCUUCCCCUGUAGAUGAGGAGUAUGGGAGGAACUCAGACAAGCCUAAGAAGCCUCGUGCGGCUCCUCGCGAGGUGAAGCGCAAGCGGUCAAAGAACUCGCAGGAGGACAGGUGAGCCCAGAGAACAGCAGCACAAGGCUGAAUCCUAACUCUCAGGAGGACAGGUGAGCCCAGAGAACAGCAGCACAAGGCUGAAUCCUAACUCUCAGGAGGACAGGUGAGCCCAGAGAACAGCAGCACAAGGCUGAAUCCUAACUCGCACUUCAGUGAACAUCUCCCAUUGUCAUCAAGCAUGAUUUAGAAAUACGAGUUGAGGGCUCUCCACUCAAGAUUAGGUGGUUCUAUAAUAGCCAGCCUUAAUGUGUAGAGGAGCUGUAUCAGAUUCCUGUGGUUCUUGUUGCUCAGUUGUUGUUUUUGGUUUCAGUGAGGAUUCUGAUGAAAAACUCUCCAAAUCCAAAAAUGAUUCAGCAGGUAAGCCAUUCUGAUUCAUCAACUGGUUGAUUAACAAUAUUAUGUUAGUUAAAUCUUGAUUUGUGAUAAAUCUAUGAUACCUUUCAGAAGUGGAGAUUUUGUUCAGGCUUAGUCUUGGGUUUAGGGAAAAUGUCCUGAAGAGGAGGCAAACUUUAUAGGGGUUUGGGUCCAACUAGGUGUAAGAGCUAUGGAAAGGGGACUAGGGAUAGGAGAUGUUUUGGGACCGUGCUAGUGGUGAAUGUUUCUGUUUGGUUGCAGAUGACUUUGGUAGUGAUGAAGGCAAUGACUUUGGAGAGGAGGAUGACGAGGAUGGAGGGAGUGACUUUGAAGCUAAACGAGGGAAAAAGGGAAAAACAGCCAAGGUGGCAAAGCCCACUAAGAGAACGCCCAAGAGAAAACGACCCGCAGGUAAGACUCAUAGACUGAGGUGUGUGUGCCAGUUAUAAUGACUGUGUGUUAUAAUAAUAAUAUAAUAUGCCAUUUAGCAGACGCUUUUAUCCAAAGCGACUUACAGUCAUGUGUGCAUACAUUUUUACGUAUGGGUGGUCCCGGGGAUCGAACCCACUACCCUGGCAUUACAAGCGCCAUGCUCUACCAAUUGAGCUACAGAGGACCACACUACAUAACCUGACUACAUCUUUCUGUGUGUAGAUGACAGUGAUGAGGAGGUGAGUCGUAAGGUGCGUACGGUGCGCCAGGCUGCCACCAAGGCCGUGUCCAAACAGAGAGAGAUCCUGCUGGGAGACGGAGGCAGCGAGGACGAGGAACGCAAAGACCAGGAGGAGGCCUUCCCAGACCGUAAGUCAACCACUCAAAAUGGGCCUACCUGGACCACUCUACACUAUAGGACUACUGACACAACCACAAAAAUGUACACUGAAACUAAGUUAUCCACACAGCACUGAGCAGGCCUACAUGGAUCGUAAGUCAACCACUCAAUAUUACAUUGACCGUAUAUCAACCACAGUGCUUUACAAACUAUAGAUAAACCACAUGAAUGGCUUUCAUGGACCAUAAAUUAAACCACUAUGGAAACUGACAUUUGUCAGGUGAAAUGACCAAUAAUCACUAGCUCGUCCCUCUCCUCUCUAGCUGAUGAGUCGGGCAGUGAUGAGGACUUCAUGGUUGAGGAUGAUGAUGAUAGUGACUACGGCCGCUCUAAGAGCAAGAGGAGCAGCAAGAAGGUGAUGAGACGGAGCAGGCCGGAGAGGAAGGAGAAGAAAUCCCCCAAACCACGACUAAAGGCCACCGGUAGGACCGCUCACUAUGAAUCAAUCACCCACCCAUAUCCUUCAGAACUAAAAGCAUAGGUUGUUGUACAGGCCAUUUUUAGAUAAAGUUUUAGUAUCCUUCCAGCCUCAAAACAUAAUUGAAUUAAUGUGUAUCCCUAACUGUGUGUGUGUGCCUCUCCUCUCCCAGUGACCCCCAGCCCAAUGAAAGGAAAGGGUAAAGGUCGCCCAAGCGCCGCCAAGGCCACAGAGAAGAGCUCGCCUGAAGAGGAGGAGCCAGAGAGCCCUCUGGAGGAGGAAGAAGAGGAGGAGGAGGAGGUGGUGAAGAAAGACUCCUCCCCCGCUCCCAAGAAAACAAAGGAGGCACCUGGGAAGGAGAAGAAGGAAAAAGAAGACGCUGAGGAGGAGGAGGAGGAGGAAGAGGAGGACGGUUCGGAAGAGGACGCGCCCUCUGGGGAAGACUAGCCCCACAGAAGUUCCACCUCUCUCCCCUUCCACAUCUUUCUCUCUUAACCUUAAGUUUUUUGUUUUGUUUCUCUUGGUUUAGAGGGUUUUAUUUCGGUUUCCGUGGUGGCCUGGCUCAAUGUUUUGAACCUCAUGUGGUUUUGUUGUUUAGUGUUAGUUUAUAUCUUCCUUACUGACUGACUGACUGAGGACAGUGUCUGUGUGCAUGAGAACAUGUAUACCACCAUAUGGCUGUGAAGGAUGGAAGGAAAGAACAAGUGAGAUUUGACUCUGUCCCAUCCCCUCAUCACUGUCCCCUCUGCUCAGCUAUACCUCCACUGGCUCACCUUUCCUCUCAUUUCUCAUCUCCCUCUCUGAAGUGACUGCAUUAGUCUUUCCUACAAAAGUCUGUGUGAAUCUCAGAAAACACUUUCUUUAAGCUUCGUUAGUUUGCCUUUCUGAGAGGUCAGUGCUAGUAGGCAUCCGUCCACAACAGUCGCUUGGUGUGUAGAGUCGUUAGUUUUCACUCUGCAGGCUGAUAGCUGUGUGUGUGCAAGUGAGCCUUCUAUAAAAAAUAAAACUUUCUACAGCCCUUUUCUUUCUACUCCUGUUCUCUGUCCCCUCUCCUCCUCAAGUAAUCUCUGGUCUGAGAUGACUGGAUAGGUGAAAGCUAUGUAGUGUAACCCUUGCUUUUGCCUAUCCAGUAGUGUUAGAUCAGUGAUUACUAACUGAGCCCUGGGUUUGUUCAGCCAGUCUGAGUUAUGGUCUCCCUCUCCAUUGUCAGUGGACUGCUGGUGUUCAAUCAAAGCACUUUAUUCACUGUGCGACACUACCCAUUGGUUCAGUCGCAACCCACCGCUGACCAAUCAGAGAGGGCCACACUGGAGACUCUUGAGGGAGGAUAUGACGUCUGUGUUUCCUGUCUGUUUAUUUCCCUGUAUCUAGAUUGUCCUCACUGAGGUCCUGGGCCCACUAAACCCAUAGCACUGUGCAGACAGACACUGUGCUUUUGAAUCUCUCAAACACAACACGUUUUAACAGGAAGGUUUUAUGGUUGUUAAUUGUAAUGUUAAUUAGUUAAAUUAAUGCUCUGUUAUAUUUCCCCAUACUCUUGAGGUUAUGCUCUGGCCCUGUGUCAAGGACCUUGAGUUUAACACAUACACAAGCUUGUUUUGUUAUUGAAUAUGUAACUGUUCAGUAAUGUGCUAGAAGGAACAGAGUUGAAGAUCACUGCUUUGGAGUAGCAGUGUGUUAUAGUGCUUUAGACAGAGUGAGUGCUCUGAGCUUCUGCUAUGAGCUGUAAAUGGUUAAUGAUGUGGUGAUUGAGGGGGUCAUGGAAGCAGGUGCUAGAUCAGCCCGCCGAGAACCUCUUCUUUCUGGGUGUUUACUGUGUGCUGGUAUUACCACAGUGUGAGGGUGUGAUGGAGCACACCAUCAAGGGGUUUGGGUCCUCACCCUAGACCCUCUACCAUUGGUUUGUGGUUCAGAGAUGUUUGGAUGCCUCUUUGCUGGGCGUGAUACAUACAUACACACACACAGAGCAUCCUCUCUUGUUCAACCCUUUGUGCCAGGCAUCCCCAAGCUUUUUUAAAUAGAAUUUAAUUUUGAGUCCCCAAAUUGAUUUUUUUUUUUGGGUUGGUUUGCUUUACUUCUCUAUUCAGAUUUUUUUGUAAUGUUUGUUUUUUAAGAAAAGAAAUAAAAUUUAUCUUGAUUUUAAAGAAAAGUCGACCCUAUCCAUCUGUUUUUCGGCUGUGUUAUGACUGUCUGGGAGAGCAGACCCAGCAAUCCCUCCUUUCUGUUCCACUCUCUUCCUUUCUCUCAUUCUGCACUCAGCUCAUACUCACUCCCUCUCACAGAAGCUUGAUGCCAGCUAUUGUUUUGCUCCACACCUCCGCUCUCCUCCACAACCAAGAAACACUAGCUGUAUUUCCCCUACUCUGCCCUUCACAGAUC
Messenger RNA from Coregonus sp. 'balchen', 4225 nucleotides. The record is from the annotation of a GenBank genome assembly. NCBI's taxonomy places the organism in Eukaryota, Metazoa, Chordata, Actinopteri, Salmoniformes, Salmonidae.